Amoebophrya sp. A120 is the source of this 196-nucleotide messenger RNA. NCBI's taxonomy places the organism in Eukaryota, Dinophyceae, Syndiniales, Amoebophryaceae. The record is from the annotation of a GenBank genome assembly.
CGCCGCACCACAAUAUCGGUCCUGGGAUGAAAUUCGGAAAGAGAAUGUCGGCACGUCGGCAAACUCGCAAUACCGCACGUGGGAUGAGAUCAGACAAAAUUCUUGACGAUAUUACAGGAAUUAUUCAUCCAGGGAAGCGAUCGAAACUGCACUCCUGUACCUUUGCUUAACUUUGCGUCUCUCUUUUUGUUUGCCG